GGGUGGGGGUGGGACCUGGGGGGUGGAAGGCCGGUGGUCCCCAGGCACUGCCUGGGAUUUGGGAGAAGAGCCCGCCACCUUUGCCUCAGCAAUGCUCACAAGAAGAUAAGUCGCACUCCCCACGGUCGUGCACGGGGGCAGAUUCAUAGGGAAGGCUCCCUUGGGGAAUGUAGGACUCAUUGCAGGACUUGGGGUGUUGGGAUCCCGGGCGUUAAUCAGGUCUAACCACAGAGCCGGAGUCAUUACUGUAUUCUGUACCCCCUUUCCCUGUGCCAUCAUGAUUCUCCUUGGCAGCAGCAUUAGCAGCCGCCUGAGGGUGAAAAUGUGGGUGAUGGGGAAGUUGGUAAUGACUCCGCUGUUUUUUCUUAUGGCUCCUUUGGGCAACGGCUGCCCGCCCCCGGUAUACACUGUAGUUGAUUGCAGGGAAGCCCUGUACCUCUCCCCUUCCUUCUCAACCGAUUUUGCACUUUUCUCUUUGCUCACCACCAAGUGUAAUCAAUAACACGCACUGACAAUAUAUAGCAAUAGUGAAAUCUGAAAUAACUAAGAAUUAAUUAGGUAUUUCAGCCAUGGAUCUGGCUGGGUAAAAUCCAAUUGGGUAUUUCAGUUUCAUUCACCUACCCUGUUUUGGGGGGUUAUUUUGGUGGCUUUUUUUUCCCCUUUCCUUUUUUUUUUUUUUUGACAUUCAGAAAGCAAGGAUCACAGUCCCCCUCCCCAUUCCUUUUCAUUAUCCCUUCUCUGAAAAGAGGGAAAAAAAUCCGGAUGGAUUUUAAGGAUUGGACUGAUGUCAGCUGUGUUUUAUUGCACACCUAAAUCCUAUUAAUAGGUUUUUCAGUUCCCCCACCUUUAUUUUGGCAGUUAAGCCAAAUGUGUUUUCCAAAAAGUUAGUUCAAGUAUUUUCUCCUCUUUCUUUCCUUCCUUCCCUUCCUUUUUCCCAUCUGACCCCAAACGUUAUUGUCCAAACAUGACUGGACAGCAGCUUUUGUUUCUUGACCCUGUAAUAUGACAGUCUGCUAAUAUUGCCAGAAGGUGCAGUUUUUGGGUUACAGUCUUGAUUUUAGCUAUUCAAUCAUAUUAGCAGGAAAAAAAUGACUUGUUUCUGUUGUACUUGAGUCUUAAGAAAAAGUGCCCAUAGUUUAGUGACAAUUUCCAAAGGCUUUAGUACCACCUGUAUUUCAAAAUGGGGGACCCAAACUCCCGGAAGAAACAAGCUCUGAACAGACUACGUGCUCAGCUUAGAAAGAAAAAAGAAUCUCUAGCUGACCAGUUUGACUUCAAGAUGUAUAUUGCCUUUGUAUUCAAGGAGAAGAAGAAAAAAUCAGCACUCUUUGAAGUGUCUGAGGUUAUACCAGUCAUGACAAAUAAUUAUGAAGAAAAUAUCCUGAAAGGUGUGCGAGAUUCCAGCUAUUCCUUGGAAAGUUCCAUAGAGCUUUUACAGAAGGAUGUGGUACAGCUCCAUGCUCCUCGAUACCAGUCUAUGAGAAGGGAUGUAAUUGGCUGUACUCAGGAGAUGGAUUUCAUUCUUUGGCCUCGGAAUGAUAUUGAAAAAAUUGUCUGUCUCCUGUUCUCUCGGUGGAAAGAAUCUGAUGAGCCUUUUAGGCCUGUUCAGGCCAAAUUUGAGUUUCAUCACGGUGACUAUGAAAAACAGUUUCUGCACGUACUGAGCCGAAAGGACAAGACUGGAAUUGUUGUCAACAAUCCUAACCAGUCAGUGUUUCUCUUCAUUGACAGACAGCACUUGCAGACUCCAAAAAACAAAGCUACAAUCUUCAAGUUAUGCAGCAUCUGCCUCUACCUGCCCCAGGAGCAGCUUACCCACUGGGCAGUUGGCACCAUAGAGGAUCACCUCCAUCCUUAUAUGCCAGAAUAGAGUGCUGACCAGCAAAAUGGAGAAGAUCAGAGAGUGCAGCAGCAGUUUUUUUUCUUUUUUUCUUACCACUUUAUUCUUUCAGAGUUUAAAGAAAAUGGACUCAUGCACAGAACACUAUGCAUUUUGAAACUUGUUCAUCCUGGAUUUUUUUUUAUCAUUUGUAUCUCAGAACUUAAAUUAGAUGUCUUCUGCACAGACUGUGUGAAAGAAGAUGCUUUGCAUAUUUGCUGCACUGCAUCAGCAUCUUACUAAAAAUGUGAAAUGAAAGGACUAUUGUACACUGAAAUGCUUAAAUGUAUCCGAAAGCACAAGGUGAUACUCAUUUUUGAUAGUCUUUCCAUUUGUGCUGGUUUUUGCCUCUUUGACAUCUGUCAUCAGUAUUUGGAGGGUGAGAAGUGAAUGUAACAGGUAUAAAUAACAUUUUAAAAACUUAAAGCUUUGUUAUAAUCACAUUGUUCCAGAGCACUGUCAGAUUCAUUCUAAUGACCAGAAGUGGUUGUUUAAAAAAAAAAAAAGAAAGAAAAAAAAGAAAAUACAA
Globicephala melas (long-finned pilot whale) is the source of this 2408-nucleotide messenger RNA. RefSeq names its product chromosome 11 C6orf62 homolog (gene C11H6orf62). Lineage: Eukaryota; Metazoa; Chordata; Mammalia; Artiodactyla; Delphinidae. The record is from RefSeq and is a predicted model, not a curated record.